Molecule: messenger RNA, 420 nt
Organism: Trypanosoma conorhini
Lineage: Eukaryota; Euglenozoa; Kinetoplastea; Trypanosomatida; Trypanosomatidae
Exons: 1
Coding region: 1-420 (139 amino acids)
Source: RefSeq, a predicted model, not a curated record
AUGCAGCCGUUGGAGGCGCAGCUCGACGCUCUCUGGGAGGAGAGCCGGCUGAAGCGGCGGGCGAAGGUGGAUGAGCUCAACACGUCGCUCGUGCAGCGCGUGCGCGACGACGUCGAGGCGACGCUGCGGAAUGUGCAGUCGUCCCUCGCGAGUGCGCAGCCGGAGAUGGAGAGGCAAAUUGACCGGCUGCUUCACAUGAUAGACGAGUUGGCCGCGGGGGUUGACAUGUGGCAGCAAAAGGCCAUGAGCUCCAUGGACUCCAUUGCGAAGGAGCAACGGGCGCUUGGGGGCAUGGUGCAGGAGGUCUCUAUUCGAACCGCGGCGCGAAAGGAGGACAUGUUGAAGCGGCAGAAGCAACGCUCAGAGGAAGUGCGUGAGAUAUGCCUGGAGCGCUUUAAGGAGGUGGCGUUGAAGCUGUGA